Onthophagus taurus is the source of this 1428-nucleotide messenger RNA. Lineage: Eukaryota; Metazoa; Arthropoda; Insecta; Coleoptera; Scarabaeidae. The record is from RefSeq and is a predicted model, not a curated record.
AUGUUCAUGUUGGGGCAGAUGGUCUUCUUGUUAUACUUAGCAUCAAAAGCUUUUGGUGAUAAAAGUGGAAAUUUUAGUGCCUCAAUCAAUACUUUUAAUAGAACUAAAAGAGAACCACCAACGGGAUUUGCUCCACCAAGUUUAAAUGCACCCACAACCCAACCGUUCUUUCCACCACAAAAACCUAAUUAUUCAGCGCCCACCCCAAAUUAUGGAGCACCCACUCAAAAUUAUGGAGCACCCACCCCGAAUUAUGGAGCACCAACUCCCAAUUAUGGAGCACCUAAUCCAACUUACGGAGUGCCAAACACAAAUUAUGGUGUCCCAAAUACAAAUUAUGGUACCCCAAGUCCAAUGUAUGGACCAGCUAAGCCCCAAUAUGGUCCUCCUCAAUAUUACGGACCAACAAAACCUCAAUAUGGACCACCAAAACCACAGUACGGAGUUCCAUCGGUUUAUGGACCUCCAAAACCGCAAUACGGAGUUCCUCAAAAUCAAUAUGGACCUCCCCAAAAUCAAUACGGACCUCCACAAAAUCAAUAUGGGCCUCCUCAAAAUCAAUAUGGGCCACCUCAAAAUCAAUAUGGGCCACCUCAAAAUCAAUAUGGACCUCCACAAAAUCAAUAUGGACCUCCACAAACUCAAUACGGACCUCCUCAAAAUCAAUAUGGGCCUCCACAAAAUCAAUAUGGUCCUCCGCCAACUCGAUAUGGAGUUCCUCAAAAUCAAUAUGGAAUUCCAAAGGCUUUUCCUCAAUUUCCGACAAGACCGUUUUAUGGUGGUUCAAGACCGAUUUAUAAACAACCAACUUUGUACGGAUUCAAUCGGCCUUAUUACGAUCAAGUUCCGGUGUUAUCUAGUUAUAGGUCGUAUUAUUACGAGCCUCCAUCAUCUGGUUAUGGGACAUCAACGUACGGAUACCGCUCAAUUUAUCCAAGAACGGUUCCACCACGGCCGUUAUUUCCUUUACAAAAACCGACAUUGUAUAGCCAAAGAUAUUCUGAAUUGGCUGCUAGCUUUAAUUCUCCGCAAACUGGUUUUAUACCACCGUCACAAUCAUCUGAAGAGUAUCGCGAUGUCUCGUUUGAAGAUACAAGACCACCAAUACGAUUUGGCGAUGCGCAACCAGCGCAACCCGCAGCGUUUACCGGUCCACCAAAUGUUGGACCUUUUUCUGGUGAAAAACAAUAUGAUGGAUACUCGAAUUACGAUCAAGAUGAAGAUAGCAAUGGAAAUCUAUAUGGACCAACUAGUUAUAAUAAUCCGGGAGCUGUUACAUCUUACGGAACGCCCGUUAAUUAUCCGAUAAGAUAUCAAAACGAUGCAGAUGUGCAAAGUGCUUUUUCUAGUAUUAACGUUAAAUUUGCUGCAAAUCCGAAUGUGACGGUACCAAUAAAAAUAAAAGAUAAGAAAUCUGAGUCAUCUUAA